AUGGCGGGGGUGAAGCAGCCUGGCUGCUGUUGCCUACCGGCACUCCUCGCUGCCAUCUUGGCCACUACCCUGCUCCUGUUCUCUCUGGCAGUGGCGGCGGUUGAGAAAGGGUCGAACAAGUCAUUGCUGCUCGAGCAGUCGAGGCAGUGGGCAACGGGGAAGGAUGACGCAAAGAUUUUGGCCGAGAUCGAAGCUCACGGCGGGGGAGGAGAGCAGGGUCGAGCCCAGUUUGAUACAUUUGAUCCUAGAUAUUGGGAUUCCCUUGAUGAUAAACAAAUUGAUAUUUUAGCACAGAAGGGUCCUAGAAGAGAUUUAUCAAUUCAGAAAGAUACUAAGGAUAGAUAUUUUAGAAGGUUUUCUGCACUAUUCUAUACAAGAAUUUUAUCAAAUGGAGAACAUCUUGCUAAUAGACUUACAGAGCAUGAGACAAGUGCAGAUCAUGUAUCGAGUAUGACAACUUGGUAUGAGUUGCGUAGUAGAUUGCAAAAGGAUCAAACUAUUGAUAAAGCCGCUCAACGACAACUCGAGAAAGAAAAGGAGCAUUGGAGAAAAGUUUUAUUUAGAAUUGUUUGCAUUGUUAAAUUUCUUGCCAAGCAUAAUCUAGCUUUUCGUGGGACUAAUAGCAAACUCUAUGAAGAUAGCAAUGGGAAUUUCUUGGGAUUGGUAGAGAUGUUGGCUGAAUUUGACCCAAUUAUUCAAGAACAUAUUCGUUGUAUUACAAGUGAGGAAACUCAAGCUCAUUAUCUUAAUUUUAAGAUUCAAAAUGAGUUGAUACACUUGCUUGCUUCUGCUAUUAAGUUUGAAAUUAUUAAGAAAAUAUAGACUGCAAAGUACUUCUCUGUCAUACUUGAUUGUACUCCUGAUGCAAGCCACCAAGAACAAAUGUCUUUAAUUAUAAGAUAUGUUGACUCAUCUUCAAGUGAUGUUCGCAUAGAAGAAUCUUUUCUAGGAUUUUUGGAUGUCAACGAUACAACUGGGCAAGGACUUUUUGAUGUGCUAGAGAAUGAACUAAAGCUCCUUGGUCUUGAUAUAGAUGAUGUGAGAGGACAAGGUUAUGACAAUGGGUCAAAUAUGAAAGGAAAACAUAAAGGGGUAAAAAAAAGACUUUUGGAUGUAAAUCUUCAUGCUUUCUAUUCUGCUUGCGGUUGCCAUAGCCUUAAUUUAACACUUUGUGAUAUGGCUAAGACUUGUAGUAAAGCUAAGGACUUCUUUGGAAUCAUCCAGCGCAUCUAUACAACUUUUGCUAAUUCUACUAAGAAAUGGCAGAUUCUGAAAGAUAACAUAUCAAGAUUGACUCUCAAGUUAGUAUCAGCUACACGUUGGGAGAGUCGUGUUGAAAGUGUUAAAGCUAUUAGAUUUCAGUGCACAAAAAUUCGAGAGGCUCUACUUCACGUAUUUGAUGUUGAUAAUGAUCCAAAAACAAGCAGUGAGGCUAAGGGCUUGGCAAACAAUGAACUUGGAGAGUAUGAAUUUAUAGUGGCAAUAGUCAUUUGGUAUGAGGUAUUAUAUGCCGUUAAUUUAGUAAGCAAACACUUGCAAGAUUAUAGGGAAACUGGUUUCUUAGAAACAUUAGAGAUUGCCAAAGGAAUUGCACUUGAGAUGGAUAUUGGUACAACGUUUCGUAAAAGAAGAGAAAUUAAAAGAAAGAGACAUUUUGAUGAGAACCUAGAUGACACAAAUGCUGCUACAUAGUCUGCAGAUGACCUAUUUAGAAUCAACUAUUUUGUACAUGUUGUUGAUCAAGCAUUUUCCUCACUUACAACAAGAUUUGAACAAUACCAGAGUUACCAAAAAAAUUUUGGUUUCUUAUUUACCUCUGAAACAUUACAGUCAUUGGAUGACACAAGUUUGAAAUCUUCUUGUGAUAAUCUUGGGGCUGUCCUUACAAAAGACGGAAAAUCUGAUGUUGAUGCCAAUGAUUUGUAUGUGGAGUUGAAGUUUCUUCAAGAUUUCAUUCCUAAAGAAAGUAUGGGUCCUGUUGAAAUUCUAAAGUUCCUAAAGUGGUAUGACUGUUUUCCCAAUGCAAGUAUUGCAUAUAGAGUUCUGUUGACCAUUCCUAUGACCGUUGCAUCGUGGCACAAAUUGGUCUGGGAAUUAGACUCCAUAUUCGCUGGUCCAGGGAACUCUGACCCGCAGAAGUUGAGAGUUGAGGAAUGGGAGAGGGUAUUUCCUGAAAUUGCAAGAAUUAUGGCACCAGAUUGGCCGUCAAUGGACACAAAAGGCAAUGUUAUGUUGCCAAUUAAGUUGCCUGGUGAUGUUUCUAACAUGCAUUCUGUACCAUCUGUCGUAGAACAUGAUCUUGAAAAUGGAAGCAUGGAUCCUGCAACAUUCAGUGACAGUGAGGAGAGUACUAGUCCAUCUGUGGUUAUAGCCGCCAUCCUGAUCAUCGUGUCAAGCAUGAACCCAAGAAGCUUGCAAAGUUCUUUGAUGAUUGGUCUGACAGUGGAGUUUCGUUUUCCGAAUGUCAACUGGGUAAAACAUGAGAAAACUGAGGCUACCUUACAUUUCAGAUGUCACAUCAUCAUCCUGGUGUUCGUGGUCGAUUCACCAGAUGUUGCAGAUGGGCAGGAUGUGGUUGUAAAUAUGGGACAUGAAAGAGUAGGAGGCAAUGCAGCUGCAGAUCUAGAUGCUAUAGCUUUGUCAAUGUCGUAUGAUUAUUCUUGGGUUGACAAUUUUGUUACAUAG
Messenger RNA from Setaria italica (foxtail millet), 2685 nucleotides. RefSeq names its product zinc finger MYM-type protein 1. NCBI's taxonomy places the organism in Eukaryota, Viridiplantae, Streptophyta, Magnoliopsida, Poales, Poaceae. The record is from RefSeq and is a predicted model, not a curated record.